AUGGGCUACGAUACCAAGUUCACCGGCCGCUUUGCCCUGUCACGCCCUCUGACCGCUGAGGAGAGCGCAAUUCUCAAGGCUGUUCAGGACUACCGCCCAGAGGAUGGUCUGAAGCUACCCUCUGCGGUUCCGGGUCAGGAGCGCCCGAUCAAGAUAUUGCGAGAGGGAGUCGACCCCUACUGCAAUGGGGAAGGAUGGCACAUCUUCAAGGAAUUCCCAUCAUGCAAAUGCCGUUGGACCGUCUCGCAUGACAAGAGCGCUCUUGUUUGGGACGGGAAGGGCCCCUUCUACAACCACGUCAGCUGGCUCGAGUAUUUCAUUUCCAACUUCUUUGAAGUAUGGGGAGUACGACUGAGCGGGACGGUCACCUUGGAAGACAACCUUUCGGGCGACACGGGGUCUAUCACGUUAAACGGCAACCAGAUUUUUGUCAAGAUGGCCCCACCGAUUGCAUUGUGCAUCGGAGACGAUUCGUACGACUACCCAAACGAGGCGUUCUUCGACUACACGGCGAGGAGAAAUUAUUGUACUCACCGUAGGCGCGACCUCUGUCGCUCCGGAGCGAGGCUGGCCGGCAGGAUGCGGGUCGAUGUGGAAAAGGCCCGUCUCCAGCAAGACAGCAAGAGGAUGAAGGCAGUGCACGACCGCCGCUAUCAAGACGACCUGGAGCUGCCUUAUGUGGCCUUCGAGAAGCGUCCGUCAAGUGGACUCACCACCUCCGUAGCAGCAGAGCGGGGUCGGGUGGGGGGGUGCGGGUCGCUGGUGAAGGGAGCCGGAUCCUGCAAGGCAGCAAGAAGGCGGGGGGCUUAG
Klebsormidium nitens is the source of this 810-nucleotide messenger RNA. NCBI's taxonomy places the organism in Eukaryota, Viridiplantae, Streptophyta, Klebsormidiophyceae, Klebsormidiales, Klebsormidiaceae. The record is from the annotation of a GenBank genome assembly.